UCUGGCCGCCUAGUAGUACAUUCGGGUCGAGUCGAUUUGCGAGGCACUGGGACUGAGUGGGAAGUCAAACAGGAACAGCCGGGGAUGUUGGAUGUUUUCUUUACUCCCAGUUUCAUCUUAAGGACUUAAUUAUUGAAUCAGCUACAGACCUGCUAACUUGUGUAGGUGAAGAACAAACAUUAAAAAUGCUGGUUGGAAGGCUCUCCAGAAGUGUUCCAUUGUUGAGCAAGGCCCUCACACAAUGCAGAUGUCCUUGUCAUUCUAACUAUCAAGCAGUAUCCCCAACCAUGUCUGUAGCAAGGAACUAUUCAGAUAACAGGUCUGUGAGUUUAUCUUAUGGUGUUCAUGAACCAAAGCGACUAACAGAUUCUAGUUAUCACCCGGUGCUUGUCUUACAUGGUGUGUAUGGAUCUCGGAAAAAUUGGGAGUCUUUGGCAAAACGUAUGGCAUUGGAGCUGUCUAGACCAAUUGUGACCAUCGAUGCUCGGAACCAUGGCCAGAGUAGCCAUUCAGCUAUCAUGAACUACGAAGCAAUGGUCAAUGAUAUUUUAUCCCUGUUGGAGCUUGAUCUCAUGACGGAUCGAUGUGACCUCGUGGGGCACAGCAUGGGAGGUCGUACUGCAAUGGCUCUUGCACUUUCUCAUCCUGAAGUCCUGAACAAGCUUGUGGUAGUAGAUGUCACCCAUAAAGCUGUUGAGACUGGCAGAGAUACUGUUAGCUACAUCCAAAUCAUGAAAGAUGCCAAGCUGGAUCAUGCUGCGUCUUUGAGUCAGGCUAAGAAGGAUUUAAAUGUACAGCUACAACCUGAGAUUCCAGAUACUGGUGUACGGAACUUUUUACUAACCAACCUAAUCCAGGAGAAUGGUCAUCUUAGAUGGAGGGUAAAUCUAGAUGCUAUUGGGGAUAACAUGGAGCAUCUAAAAAGGCUCCAUAUACCACCAGGAGCAUGCUACACAGGAGACACACUCUUUAUAGGAGGAUCUAAUUCUAUCUACCUCAGACCUGAAGACUAUCCAGAGCUCAGGAAUCUCUUCCCCAAUGCCAGUUUUGAAUCUAUAGAGGGCGCCGGUCAUUGGGUUCAUUCAGAGAAGCCUGUAGAGUUUCUUCAAACCAUUCUUCCAUUUCUCAAGGAUUCUUCAUGAUGUAUGUGUGGAUUCAGCUAUUGGGAUUCUAAUGGUUCUGCUGAAAAUAAAAACAGGGUAAUGUGGAAAACAGGCUACAAAUUGAAGAAAAGAUUAAAUGAUGUGUUUUUGUGUUUUGCCAGUCAUUCUUUUAAAACACUGACACUGAUAUUAACCUGGCCAGUGAUGUAAUGGAUUGGUAGGCUCUUGACCGUUUUUCUAAUUCUGUCAUUUGAAAUGUGUAACUUAAAAAGAAAUCUUUUAUAGAGGUUUUACAGUUAAUGAAUAACAGUAAAUAUGAAAGAUAAAUCAACAAUUUAACUUCCUUGCUUUCUCUGGCCAAUCAAAUUCAGUGGUAUUUCCAGUAAAGUGAAGUCUUUCCAGUUGUCAGUGGUGUCUCCUGUAAAUGAAUUCCCCAAUAUCAUACCUCCUUGUAUGCUUGAAACCUGAGACGUGCAAAGUGAAUCACAAUCAGAGAGUUGCUUGUGUCCACUGUGGGUAAAGAGCAUAUAUUUAGUUGUAACCUCCAUCAUAGGAAACAACAAAUGUGGAUUAGAAUAAGAAAUGUGCCACACUUUUGCUACUUCUGUAUUUCAAUUUCAUUAAUAAUUAUAAAAGGUUAAUAUUUAAAUUCAAUAGUGUUAAGAGGUGAAAUAUCAAGAAUUAUUUUGUUAUAGAGUUUGGUUCAGUUAAUUAAUUUUUUUUAACAUUAAUUUUGUUUUAGAUGAUUGAUGAAAAUAAUAAGAUAUUUCCUUUGUAUGCAGAGGUACUGUGUCUGUUUUAAGAGGCCUUUUUUUUCAAAUUUAUUUUGAAGGCUAGCAAUUAUACGUAAAAUAUGAUUAGAAUUUAGAAAGGGAAAAAAAGAAGGCUUGGAAAAAUAUUCCAUUUAAAAGUGCAGCGUAUAUGCUGUUCCUGAAUGGAAGCCAUUUGUUGGGACUCAACAGCCUUUACCACCACCAUGUGUACGUCCGUGCCUUUGCUCGUAAAUGCACUUUGACCCUCCGGAAAACGUACGCAGA
Molecule: messenger RNA, 2140 nt
Organism: Lytechinus variegatus (green sea urchin)
Lineage: Eukaryota; Metazoa; Echinodermata; Echinoidea; Temnopleuroida; Toxopneustidae
Gene: abhd11
Product: protein ABHD11-like
Exons: 7
Coding region: 186-1142 (318 amino acids)
Cellular component (GO): mitochondrion
Source: RefSeq, a predicted model, not a curated record